Messenger RNA from Gopherus evgoodei (Goodes thornscrub tortoise), 732 nucleotides. RefSeq names its product olfactory receptor 1509-like. Bases 1 to 732 code for a protein of 243 amino acids. Gene Ontology annotation, cellular component: membrane. The record is from RefSeq and is a predicted model, not a curated record. Lineage: Eukaryota; Metazoa; Chordata; Testudines; Testudinidae. The transcript is spliced from 3 exons. Gene Ontology annotation, molecular function: olfactory receptor activity; G protein-coupled receptor activity. Gene Ontology annotation, biological process: G protein-coupled receptor signaling pathway.
AUGUGGGUGGAUGGAUGGAAUGAUGGAAGUGAGUGUCUGGGCCAACUCUUCUUCCUGCACUUCUUGGGCUGCACCGAGAUAUUCCUCCUCACCACCACGACCUACGACCGCUACGUGGCCAUCUGCCAGCCUCUGCACUACACGACCAUCAUGGUCUGCCGCAUUUGUGCCGGGCUGGUGGCUGGCUCCUGGAUGGGGGCCCUGGCCCACUCUUUGGUACAGAUCCUACUGGCUGCCACAUUGCCCUACUAUGGCCCCAACCGCAUCGACCGCUAUUUCUGUGAUGUAGCCCCACUGCUAGGCAUUGCCUGCACUGACACGUCUCUAAUGGAGAUCCUGGUGGUGUCCAACACCGAGGCCCUCUCCCUGGGCUGCUUCCUGGUGUUGCUGGUCUUCUAUGGGGACAUCUUGGCCUCCCUGUGGCGCCGCUCUGCUGAGGGCAGGCGCAAGGCCCUGUCUACCUGCAUGGCCCAUCUGAUGGUGGUGGCCAUCUUUUUUGGACCUUGCAUCUUCAUCUACACUCGGCCCUUCUCCACCAUCCCGGCUGACAAGGUGGUGUCGCUGCUGGCCACAGUGGUGACACCCCUGCUCAACCCACUGAUUUAUACCCUGAGGAACACAGAGAUGAAGAGAGCCAUGAGGCAGCUGUGGGGCAAGCAAAUGGUCUCUGAUGACUCCAGCACAGCUCCCUUUAGCACCCCGAGGUGGCUCUGGAGUCAGUGCUCAUUCUGA